GCGUCCGGGCGAGUGCGUGCGGCCCGAGUGCGCGUGCGCGGGCUCCCGGGCGGGGACGUGGCUAUAAGCUGGCGGCGUGUGAGGCCUCUCGGUGUCGUUUGCCGAGGGCUGCGCUUUUGUCCUCCGAGAAUCUUUUCGGUGGCGAUUUAGCUUUGUUCCGGGGCUGCCUUUCUCGACUCCUGCACGACCCGCUGUUACCGCGAGCGGACCGCUCUUGGAGCAUCCAGAGGCCUUCCAGAAGCAGAAGACAGCUUUACUGCUCUCCGGAGGAGUGGGCUCCUUUCAGCCAUGAAGCCUGUGUUGAACCUCUAUCUCUUAGGUGUGGUGCUGACCCUGCUCUCCAUUUUCGUUAGACUGAUGGAGUCCCUGGGAGGCUUACUGGAGAGCCCGUUGCCUGCGAGCUCCUGGACCACCAGAAGUCAGCCAGCCAGCACAGAGCCCAAGGGCCUUCCGGACCAUCCAUCCAGAGGGGUGCGAUAAGACCUCGCUCCACCGGCUAUGACCUUGGAGAACAGCAGGCCGGUUCCAGACAGGAACUGCGCAGGCGGGCUCAGAACAUCAGUGUUCUCAGAACUGGUACCAGGCCCUUGAAGGGCCUCUCCCAUCUGGAUGCUCCUUGUCCUGGAAAAAGCCUGCGUGAUGCGAAUGAGUUGUCUUACUGCGAGGGAAUGAUGUCACUCUUCCCAGAGUCUGCUGUACCCUCUGGUGUCCUUGACAGCAUUUCUCUGACAUCUCUUAGAUAGGGGCUUGUGCUUCAUGUUCCGCUGCCUGGAGGUGGUGUCGUUUUCAUCCUUGCUUUCAUCUGCCAAGAGUUCCUUCGGACUUGGUGUCUUAUGGUCAGUCUGUUUGGUGUUCAGCCUCUUUUCCGUGAGAACUUGUCUGUGUGUGGACAUCAGUUGAAGUGGUGUAUGGGUUGGUGUGUGGGCGGGGGAUGAUGAAAUAGUGUCCUGUUCUCAUUGUUUCACAUGUUAAAUAUCCUUUCUCCAACACAGCACGAAUUUGUGAAUUCUGAAGGGACAGUGGGAUGACAAAGCCUGCUCAGGAUAUGGCAUGGCCACCAUGUGGCUUAAGUGGAUUUUUCUAAUGAAAUAAAAGUUGAAUAUAUA
Suricata suricatta (meerkat) is the source of this 1106-nucleotide messenger RNA. RefSeq names its product hypoxia inducible lipid droplet associated (gene HILPDA). Gene Ontology annotation, cellular component: lipid droplet. The record is from RefSeq and is a predicted model, not a curated record. Gene Ontology annotation, biological process: autocrine signaling; positive regulation of cell population proliferation; positive regulation of lipid storage. Lineage: Eukaryota; Metazoa; Chordata; Mammalia; Carnivora; Herpestidae.